Messenger RNA from Mercenaria mercenaria, 3859 nucleotides. RefSeq lists its product as uncharacterized. The record is from RefSeq and is a predicted model, not a curated record. Gene Ontology annotation, molecular function: copper ion transmembrane transporter activity. Gene Ontology annotation, biological process: copper ion transmembrane transport. The coding region runs from base 487 to 1551 and encodes 354 amino acids. The transcript is spliced from 5 exons. Gene Ontology annotation, cellular component: membrane. NCBI's taxonomy places the organism in Eukaryota, Metazoa, Mollusca, Bivalvia, Venerida, Veneridae.
ACAGACAUGGGACAAAGGCCUGUCACAGAAUUCUGAAAAAACACAUGGUUGUUAAUGUAAAACCUCUGGCUUAUUAUUAAGUAAUUAUUAAUUUUCUAACUAGACAAAAUGUGGAUAUUAGACUUAGUAUUAAUUUUUAAUUGAAUGGAAUUUAUUUUAAUUUAGUUCCAUUACAGGUUAUUGUUCAGUAUGAACCAUAGAACCGUGUUUACAUGCGGAAUAAUUCGUUCUUAUUCAAAGUGUUAAGGUUAUACGUGAAGAAAUAACUUGUCUUGUUUAGAUAACUUUUAAUCUGUUUUGGAGUGAAUGGAUAUAGAUUGACGCGGCUUAUAGAUAACACGUUCCAUCUACAUUCCUUAUUUGAUGAGGACAUUGUGGUUUAAUCGAUCGAGGACAUACCUUGAAAAUGGGAUUUCCACUCGGGUGACCUAAUUGACAAGGUAGAGAAACAUAAAAAAUAGGUCAGAGCAUAAGGACCGCAUUGGUAUGGUAGGGCAUUCGGGCCACCACGGUAUGGCUGGGCAUUCUCCGUUUCUUCAGCUGCAAACCUCUGCUACACUGUUAGUACCUGAAUGGAGCACUGAAUCUAUAUAUGGCCUUAUCGGAGCUAUGCUUGCGGCGGUUGCAGCGUCAGUGACGUAUGAGUGCCUUAGCGAGUAUCUACAACAUAUCAAACGCAAAGCUCUUAUAAAACGACACGGACCGGAAUGCUGCGGGGCAUCAGUGGUGACAUUCGGUGAAAAACUAGGCCAGAGUAUCAUUCAGAUGUUGCGCGUGGUAUUUGCAUAUUUUAUGAUGCUGUGUGUGAUGACAAUGAAUGUCUGGCUUCUGAUCGCUGUCGUCGUCGGGGCAUUUGUUGGUUAUGGAGUCGGAAAGCCUCUUGUUGCAAACAGAAUCGAUGAUUCAUUUACCUCUCAUGGUUACGAUUCUGUCCCAGCCAAAGUUCACCGCCAUGGAAAUAACAAAAGCGAAAGGUCAAGGUCAUGGAGAUAUCAGCCGAUAGUAAAGCCGAAUCAGGAUUCGAAAACGAGGCAAAUUGACCCAGACGAUAUAUUCUUACCAGGCGUAGAGGAGCUUGAUUCAACUUCAAAAUACUCAAACAAUGCAAGAAAUGGUGCUGAUAUUGUGUGGAUACGCAGAAGUUCUGAGGAGCUUCGGCAAAGACCGAGUGAGAUUUCGGAUGUGUUUGAAGAUUCCGACAUUCAGUUAAGAAGUCAAGAUGACACUUUGAAUUUUGACAGUAUUAGAUCUGAAGGUAGACAUUCAUCACAGUCAUCCAGCCGCUUCAGAUCUACAAGUAAAGUCAUCAACGAUUCAUUCAGAUCAUACAAAAGUGAAAGUGAAAUGAGAAAGCAUAGCACGAGCGCAAAUACAAGUUUGAACGUUAGUUUUGAUAGUCAGAUGAUGGAUAAUUCAGACAGACGACACAAAGAGUCAAAAUCCAGCACUAAGAAGGUAAACAGGACUACGUCUGCUGCAUCCUCCAGCAGAUUCAAACCUGUAAGUCGCGAAAUCAUGAGACAGAUGUCAUUUAAUGACGACCUUAGCUAGUAUACAUAUGUGCAUAUUCAUAUACAAGUAAUUGUAAAAGUGCUGCAAUGUUGAAAUCAGCGAUGCAAGAUUAGUCAUUUGCAUAUUUUCAGGUUAAUGACCUGAUUUGAAACAGAGUCAAAGCACUUUGUUUCACUCUACCUCCAGUACAGUAGGGAAUUUCAGCCCAGCAUCAAACGCGAGUCCAGUACCCUAUACAAUAUACCUUCUCAAAAUCCUAAGGAAAAGUCAUGUUGCAUAUUCUGAGAGGCGCUGUGUGUGAUGGAGCAUAAUCUUUGGAAUAAUGCUGACAAUCCCGCAUAGGAAUAUCCUUAUCGAGAUACAGUCAACCCUGUUCUAAAAACGCAUGAAAAAGUACGCCCGUGAUGAAAUAAUGCACGGAGGGGCACCUCGGGUCUUCCUCCACCAUCAAAACUUGAAAGGCACCAUAAUUAUGACCUAUAGUUGUGCCGGUUCGAGGUCAAACCCAACAUCAACAACGUUGACGUCAUACCUGUCUUGACUGUAACAGCCCGUUUAAUUAAUGCAGUUGAAUCUAUUAUAAGAGGCAUCGUUUUGACAAAGAUCACUUUUUUCCGAAAGGCGGUCUUUGCAGGCAAGUUUAACUGUAGUUACUGUUCUUAAGUCAUAAAGUUUCUAUGUUUUAUACAUCUUUUAAGUUUGUUUGCAGCCCUGUAAUAGCCACUGUCUACAGAGUUACUUAAUAAUUGUGCAAGGUUUUCUUUUUAAUUUAUAAUUAGACUCAUUUAGUUAGAUCAGAUACUUCAAAAUUAAUCAUAGCAGAUGGUCCGUACAUCUGUGCGUAUAAAGUAACCGUUCUCCUGCGAAUAACCUUUCUGAAACUUUAGUGGUUUUAUAAUACUUAAAUAAACUGAUAAAUUAAAAAGUUGAUACAUUCUGCAGUCGUUUAUCAUGUUAAGCUAAAAAUCCAAGUUUGAAAUACCAUAGUGUGCCAGUUGUAUACCUUUAUAUAAACACCCAGUCAUGCAAGAAGUCUAAAAACUGCCGUAAAAUUUAUCAUGAUAAAGUAUGUCAAAUGUUUUACUCCACAUAAAUAGUGUUGCAAGUGUUAAUUUUCAUUUUUACUUAAUAUUGCUUGUCCUUUUGCAAUUAUUCACAUGUAAUAUAUACACCAUAAAAUGGAAUUCAUCCAUUGUUAAUUUUAAAUAUUUGAUUUUGUAAGCAGUAUUGAUAUACGUUGGCCGAGUUUAGCAAAGUAUCGUACAAAGUAUGUUUGAGAAGCGUAAUAACAUAUGAAGAGAUUUGAUUGAAUUCCAGUCAGAAUUACGUCCCCUUGGAUAACUUUUGUCAGAGGUAUAAUAGCCAGUAACAUGUCAGUAUUUAACAAAACUGUAUUUUCGUAAUAUGUUAAUGCGACUUUGUUUUUUUAAAAAAAAUGGUUUAAUCGGAAGGAAACAAUGCCUUAAUUUUUAUAAAUGUUUGCAAUAUCUGUAUUUGUGUUCACAACUUUGUAAGACACAAUUUUUUUAUUUGCUCUAUUAGGGAGCCUUAUUUUAUAUGAAAUUUAACAAAUUGAUUUGUCUUCGAUUAUUGUUGAAAAUACUACAGACAACUUGUAGUUUUAAACAGAAGAAGUAUACGAUAGUUUUUUUCCCUAAUAUUUAAGGAUUUGCAAAAAAUGUUAGUAAUCAUUUAAAUUAUAACCUAUGAUGAAAAUGAUAAUUACAAAAUCCGUACUUGAUACAAACUUUAUGAUAAAACUGUGAAAAAAUGUGAAAACAGGCCCAACAAUAUCAGAAUAAAUAUCGAAAAUCAGUCAAAUAAUUAUUUGAGUUUACAGUUUUUCAUGAGCAUGGUAUCAAGUACAGAUAAAUUCUUUGGAUUUUGCCUCAAUGUUUUACAGCUUGCUGAAUGUAUGAUACUGACCGGAAGUCGCUGAAUCACUUAAUAUGUUAACUUUUUAUUUGAGAAUUUAAUGCUAUUUUUGUGCGUUAGACGGGUAUAAACCACAUUGGGACUUCUUGAAAAUCCACGAAUCGCGUUAAGAAACAUGAAUGCGUGUCCCUUUAAAAUACCUCAAAGACACGGGCUAUGUCUCGACAACUUAAAUAGAUCUUGCGUUUUGCAAGUGGGAGGCAGAUUAAACCACGUGAAAAACAUUCUCUUAUCCAUGAUCACGCAAAUACCAAAUCCAGGAGCGUAUGAGUUUUUCAUUAUCUUACAUAUAUUUCCUGUACUUUUUAAUGUGCAAUAUUUUGUAACAUGCAUUUUUAUACUCUCGAUAUGUAUAUUUAUAUAUGAAAAUAAUUUCAUGAAAUGCUAUAAAGAAAUAAAUUUUAUAUCGUGA